Labrus bergylta (ballan wrasse) is the source of this 4266-nucleotide messenger RNA. RefSeq names its product premelanosome protein a (gene pmela). Gene Ontology annotation, cellular component: melanosome; plasma membrane. Lineage: Eukaryota; Metazoa; Chordata; Actinopteri; Labriformes; Labridae. The record is from RefSeq and is a predicted model, not a curated record. Gene Ontology annotation, biological process: melanosome organization.
GAAUACAAAAAAGAAGAAAGAAAAGUCAGUUGUGUGGAUUGUUUAAAAUGUUUUAUAUUCAAUAGCUUGUGACUUUGAGAAAGUAGAUUUUUUGUAGCCUAUUACUAAUUCCAGAUUCGAUCAGCUCUUCCCUGUAAAUGCAUUCCUCUUUAUGAUCAUAAAGGAGGAUAUAUGUCUCAUAAAUGGAGCACGGGUGUGUCUGCAGAUCGUUUGCACUGCACCAGCCUGAGGUGGACAGCAGGAAGCUGAGGAACAGGCUGAGGAAAUAAAGGGAUGCUAUUGAUCUGCUGGCCACACACUCAUCUUGUGACGCCCAUGCACUCAUAGCUCUAAGGUCAUACGUCAAAGGCAGGCAUGACUCGAGCUUUGCUCACAUUUUUCACCGUUCUCUCUGUCCUUAAGCGAACAUAGAGUACAACAUUUUAAUUUACACCGUGCCAAGCAGUCAUUGAUUUUCCAACAAUGCACUUAGAAAAUAUUGUCCUGCUUGAGGGAUAUCUGUUCCCUCAAGUGUGUUCAUUUUAAUUAUUAAAAAGUUCUUAACUACUAGAUCUUCAGCGCCUUGAAAGUUGUGCACAAGCUCCUGAGUGCUUUUUUGGAGCUAUUUUAUUUCAGACCUGAAAUUUACACGCUUAAAUGUUAUUCACAGUAAAAUACAAAAAAAUAAAAAAGAAGUAGAAACACUUUUAGCUCAGGUAUGGAAAUAAAAUUUAAUAAUAUAAUAAAUAUGGUAUGUACAGGAUCAGGCUGCAAACAAACACAACAAUCUGUUCAAAAGUUAACAAACCAUCACUUAUCAAACCUGUCCGUGCUUAAGUUCAUAAGAAGGGGUGGCGCCAGUUUGUAGAGUCCCAGUGAUGUCAGAGACCAGAGAGAAACUUUAUGGUAAUUUAUGUUUGAGCCCCUCUUAUAGUGAGUGAGGAGACUUAAGUUAAUUCUCUCGGGAAGUUGUUUUUGGGUUCAGGACAGCAGGGUGAGGAUCUGGGCUCAGAAAGAGGACGCACACACACACACCUACAGGAUGAGGAUGCUGGUACUGGCGCUGUUGGUUUCGGCUUUUGCAUUUGUAUCUGCAUCUGGGUCAAAGCCUAAAUAUCAGUUCACACGUUACCGCCCAUGGAACACACGGAUGUAUCCAAUGUGGAAAGAUGGAGACCAGAGGUUUAGGAACUCCUGGACUGGUGGUGAAGUAACUUUUGAUGUGUCAAAUGAUUCACCCACCCUCACUGGAGCCAAAGCAACCUUUACUGUUAAUCUAAACUUCCCAAAGAACCAGACCAUGCUCCCUAAUGGUCAGGUGGUCUGGGCACGCAACUGCACCAUCGAUGGGAACCAAUAUCACAAAGGUCAGCCUGUGUAUCCCAACCAUGACAAUGACUGGACUGGAGUUUUCCCAAAUGGUGCAUCGUUCAAGAAGGGCAAGGACAAGAAGAACCGUUAUGUUUAUGUGUGGAAAGCAUGGGGGCGUUACUGGCAGGUUGCAGAUGGACCAUCGUCCUCCCUCAGUCUCAACACACGUGAUACUCCCCUGGGCUCCUACAACAUGGAGGUUGUCAUCUAUCACUGCCGCAACAAAGACAAGUUCAUCCCUCUCGGCUAUGCCUCCACUGUCUUCACAGUCACAGACCAGGUUCCCUUCAUAAUGUCCCUCUCCCAAGUCAAUGAUGUUAACCAGGCGGACCAGAGCUUCAUCCAGAAGCGAGCCAUCGCUUUCGGUGUCAAGCUCCACGAUCCCAGCCAGUAUCUUGACAAUGCCGACAUCAGCUUCAGCUGGGACUUUGGUGACAGCAGCGGUACUCUGAUCUCCAGAGAGCUCUCCGUCACACACACAUAUCUUGACAUUGGGACGUUUAGACCACAGGUGGUCCUAAUGGCAACCAUCCCCCAGACGUGUGGAAGUCCCACUGUUGUUGCUCCCAUUGAUGCCUCUGCUGCUUCAGCAGAGGUUGUGGUUACCCCCACUGCUGCAGCUAUCCCAACUGCCCCGGCUGAAGAAGGAGACACAAUAGCUCAAGAUCUCCCUGCAUCUGAUGUUCCUGCACUUGCUGCCUCCUUGCAGCCUCCUGCAGCAGAAGAACAAAACACAGUAGAUGCAGGAACAGCAGUAGUUAUUGUUGCUUCAGUAGCUCCUGAAGUCAAUGCAGCUAUUGUACCAGAUCCUGCCAACACUGUUGUCCCUGCUGCAGGAGCAGAUAUUGCAGCCGCGGUCACAGUUGCAACAGCAGUUGGUGAGGUUGUCGAUGCUGCAGCUGAAACUGUAGAGCUGACAGAUGCUGCAACAGCUGCUCCAGUUGAAACUGUUGUGGUUGCAGAUGCAGCUGAAGAAAUUGUGCCUGUAAUUGCUGAUACUGCUACUGUUGCCCCUGUUGCAGAGGGAGAAGAAGUUGCAGUUGAGAUUGCUGCUGUUGUCACGGUUGCGCCCGCUGCAGCAGUAGUUACAGAUGUUGCUGCUUCUCCUGCUACUGCUGCUCCUGAGGCGGAGGUUGAGGUCAUUAAUGCUGCUGAUGAUGUUGCUGCAGAGGUUGUCCAGGACGAAACAGAAGUCCCUGUUGAUGACAUUGUAGUCACUGUUACCACUGAGGACACGGCUGUUGAAGACCCAGCACCAACUGAUGCCGAGGCUGAAAUACCAGCCACAGAGAAUACCGUUGCAGCUACCGCAGCUCCUACAGCUGUUGCUGUAGAUCCAUCACAGGUCGCCCUGAUUGUGGCUAAGAGAGACGUAUCAGAGCUGAUAAAUGACUGUAAUGUCUACCGUUAUGGCUCCAUUGCCACCUCUUUAGAUGUUAUCCAGGCUAUUGAAAGUGUAGAGAUUGUACAGAUGUCGGGUGUUUUGUCACUGGCGACUGAGUUGGAUCAGAAUGCUGUGGACGUCACUGUUAUCUGUCAGGGAAGCUUGCCAAGUGAGGUGUGCACAGUCAUUUCUGAUGCUGACUGUGUAACGCCGAUGGAAACCGUCUGUACUGAAGCCAGACCCUCUCCAGACUGUCAAAUGAUCAUUCGUUCUUUCUUCAAUGACACUGGAGUGUUUUGCAUCAAUGUCUCUUUGACUAAUGAUGUCAGUUUUGCUGAAGCAAGUGCCAGAGUCAGCGUGUCACUAGCCUCCACUGGUUCCCCAGCUGGAACUGCCGUCACAGUCCUUGGUGUGAUGGUUCUAGCCUGUGUGGUCUGUUGUUUAGGUUUGAUGUACAGGCGGUUCAAGCAGUACCAGCCACUCAGAGAAGACAAUAAUGAAGGCAGCCCAGGGGUAACAUCGGUGCCUAUGUUGUUGUGGAACUUGUUGAGCAGACAGUCAGCGGGAGAGAGCCGCCCACUGCUUCAUGGGAGGGUUGUUUAGAUAUCAUUAUCGACUUGUGCAUUCAACAUUUACAACAUCUGCUUAAAUAUCUCCUUUAACACUUCAUAUUCUCACUGUCAUGUUAUUUUUACUCUCGGUUCAUGUUUAUCCCAGAACCAUUUAAGUGAACCAAGCUACGUUCACCAGCUCCUUAAACAACUAAAUAUGUUGUUCUAGAAGAGAGCACAGUGUGAUACAAAUGUUGAAAUGCUUGAAGAGGAACAUAAUAUUUAUUUUGACCAACAGUAUUUUUUAUUAAUUGGCACUGAUAGUUUAUAGAAGCCAUUCGUUAGUCUCUUACUUGUGGCUUACUUAUAUUUACCCUAUGGAAAAUGAACGAUGACACACUAUCUUUACAAUGAAUUGUAAUCACUCACAUCACAGAGCGUUAUGUUUACUACUCUGAAAUUAAUAAAAACAAACUCUAUAGAAAACAUGUUUGUUAUUUUUCUACUUUUGUUUCCCAUUCAUUUGCUAACAGUAUCUUAUGUCAUAGACUGAAACAAACAAAUUAAAGUGGGAACAAUUUUCAAACUAAUCAACAAUCGCAUAAUUUGGUAAGUUUUCAAAUGAUCAAGGCCAAUGAAACACUGUGGCAGAAUUUAUCCAUUCAGCUUUGCAACAUUUUUGAUUUGAACAUAAUCUGAGUCUUUGAUGCACUAAUUAUUAGUUUGAAAUAAAACAAUUGAUAAAAUAGCUGCGUAACAACAAAGGGUCUCUCACAGGGAGAGGAAUUAUAACACAAUUCUAUGAUUCCCCUCAGCUCUACAGAGGGUUUUACUCUGUUUUUCACUCUCAUUAAUAUCACAAGCCUUUUCAGAUGACAGGCAGCUGUUUCCAAACAAAACAAAAAGCUUUAAUAAACCAACCAUGCACUACCUUCUUAGGAAUUAGAAAGGUCCAACACGGCCUAGUGGGGACAAAACCUA